AGUCAUGAUGAGCGGAGCCAGGCCUGGAGUCAACAGGGAAAGUCAGAUCCUGCUUCACAAGACAACCAAGGGAGCAACAGCUCGAAUGAGAACGGCAACAUGAACAAAAACGUCCAAGUGACCCAGCCGGCUAAAGAAGAGAGAAUCAGGGAGCUGAACCAGCAGGUGGAUUCUCUCCAAAACGUCAUCCUGCAGGUCCAGGAGCUCCACCACGGUCUGGUGGCGUUCUGCUCUGAGUUAAAGAGCAUGGACGGAGACGCGAGCGCGGACAGACUCGGCUCUGCUGAGCUGAAGCAGAAACUGGAGCUGGUGAAGAGCCGACUGACCGACAAGAGGCAGAGUCUGCAGACGCUCAGAGACAACGUGAACGACUCGGCUGCUCACAAGAAGAAACAGCUGGACGUCCGUCUCCUGGAGAAGAUGAAGCUGAACUGUCAGGUGUUCAAAGAGGAAAUCUCCAUCGUUCAUCUCACCCGACAGGUGGCUCACCUCCAGAGCGCUCUGCAGGAAAGCUAUGUGAAGGAGAAAGCUCGGAAAAAGAGUCUUGCCAUCGGCAGCCUGAGUCAGCUGGUGUCGCCGCAGUCUCCCGCCAUGCUGCUGGUUGUUCAAGAGAACCUGAACCCUGACGGCCGUUAUGGCUUUACCUGCUGCUUCAGAGAAGGCAGCGGACUCGUGGUGGUGAAGGCGGACCACUCUAACCUCUGUGUGGACGACAGAUUGGUGGAGGUGAACAGCGUUCCAGUGAUUAACUCCACAACAGAAGAGCUGACAGAGAUCCUGCGGCAGGGACCCAGCGCUCAAAUUGUGGUUCUCCGCCAGCCCUCCCCUAGCCUCACCUCCCAGAUACACCCUCUCCUCCUGCAGCACAUGGUCAACCCUGAUCCCAUCCCAUCAAUCUGGACUGAAAAGAAUACGGCUCCACUGGAAACUACUCCACAACGGAAAGUGAUGGCCAUCUGAUGAUAAAGAGGAAGGAUGUGAAGAGACAGAAACAUUGGUGGAAGAUGGAUCCAGGGUUCCAACUAUUUCCUAGAGAUCAAUACAACAAGAACAAUGGAGGAACAGCUGUAUUUGACACUAUGGUGGUUAAAACUUAAAGGUUUUGUGUAACCUGUUGUUACACAAUUCAUGUCAUGAUAUAGUUGGUGCAGCACUGGUAGUUGUGUUCGCCCAGCAUUAGCCAAGGUUUGGCUGCCAUUCUAAGUUCUAACACUUUGGCCUUCCUCAUCAAACUCUCCCAAUAAUGCCCCAAAACCCAUCUGAAACAAGCACUCCAAGCCAGAACUGGAUCCCAAACUUUAAACCUUUGCAUGCCAAACACUUAACUGAAACUACUGCAACCAGCAGUGACUCAUAAUUUGACAUCCAAUCAGCAAAUAGCGAAAUGGCCAUUCUAUUUAAAAUGCUCUGCCUGCCUUCUCCUGCUGCUCCCCCUGCAAGCCACUUCACCUCCUCCACCCUAGCUCCUCCUUCCUGCUGUGUCUGAUUUGAUCAGUG
Messenger RNA from Notolabrus celidotus (New Zealand spotty), 1497 nucleotides. RefSeq lists its product as uncharacterized. The transcript has 6 exons. NCBI's taxonomy places the organism in Eukaryota, Metazoa, Chordata, Actinopteri, Labriformes, Labridae. Bases 100 to 960 code for a protein of 286 amino acids. Gene Ontology annotation, molecular function: protein binding. The record is from RefSeq and is a predicted model, not a curated record.